Molecule: messenger RNA, 3686 nt
Organism: Folsomia candida
Lineage: Eukaryota; Metazoa; Arthropoda; Collembola; Entomobryomorpha; Isotomidae
Gene: su(r)
Product: dihydropyrimidine dehydrogenase [NADP(+)]
Exons: 18
Coding region: 501-3578 (1025 amino acids)
Biological process (GO): 'de novo' pyrimidine nucleobase biosynthetic process; uracil catabolic process; thymine catabolic process
Cellular component (GO): cytosol; cytoplasm
Molecular function (GO): uracil binding; dihydropyrimidine dehydrogenase (NADP+) activity; NADP binding
Source: RefSeq, a predicted model, not a curated record
AUAACUUUUGAACCUGUUGACUCGUCACCUCACUCACAGCUCAACAAGUUUUGUAAUUUAUUUUAGGGUCGUUAACAAUUAUCUGAUCUCCUCCUUUCCUGCGUUAUUAAUUACGUAGCCAUGAAAUGCGAUGAGACAUUUUUAAAGUGGAAUCAUCAACUAACCCACAAUUCCAUAUUCCCAUGUGGGCGUUCUGUCUCUUGAAGUGCUAAGAGAAUUAUUAUCCAUUCAUCCAAUCCAGAUUAUUUUCCAGUGUCUCUCAUCGUUAUCAAUCCAAGCAGUCAAGAGCCGUAUUUAGCCAGAUUACCACACAAACCAUUGCCUCAUUUCUGGUUUGAGUAGCAACCGAAUCAGCCCAUAAAUUCAAAGUGACGUAAAGAAAAACAGUAUAACCAGUUAAAUUUUAUUACCGUGUUUAUAUAAUUCUUGGUUUCUGAAGAUUUUCGUGAGGAUUUUAUCAUUAGUUUGAGUUCUUGAGUGAAGGUACAGAGUGGGACAAAAUGCCGCAACGACUCAUCAGUAAGGACGCGGCGGACAUUGAGAGCAUCCUGAGUUUGAAUCCAAAGAUUAAACCCUUCGCGUCCCUUGUCCCUUCCGCUGAGACAAAAGUAAACAAGAAAAACUGGAAACGAAAUGGAGACAAGCAUUGCAGUAGCUGUCCACCACUUACGAACAACUUUGAUGACAUCAAACACACCACUUUGAGCGAACGGGGAGCCCUUCGUGAAGCUAAUCGUUGUUUAAAAUGCGCCGAUGCACCAUGUCAAAAAUCCUGCCCUACACAACUGGAUGUCAAGACUUUCAUCGGAAACAUUGCGACAAAGAACUACUAUGGAGCCGCAAAAGCAAUUUUUUCUGACAAUCCGUUAGGUUUGACUUGUGGGAUGGUCUGCCCCACGAGCGAUUUAUGCGUGGGUUCGUGUAAUCUUUACGCAUCUGAAGAAGGACCCAUCAACAUUGGAGGUUUACAACAAUUUGCGUGCGAGAUUUUUACCAAGAUGAAAAUCCCUCAAAUCGUCCCACCCAACUUGGACAAUAGCUCAAAAAGCUACCAGAACUCUAAAAUUGCUCUUAUCGGAUGUGGACCGGCAUCAAUUUCUUGUGCCACAUUUUUAGCACGAUUGGGCUACAAGAACUUGGUAAUUUACGAGAAGGAAAAAUACAUUGGUGGUUUGAGCUCGGCUGAAAUUCCACAAUAUCGACUCCCCAUCGAAGUCGUUCAGUACGAGGUGGAGUUGAUGCAGGACCUUGGCGUUCAAAUCGAAUGCGGCAAAAAGUUUUCUGCCACUAACGGCCUUACUUUGACGAAAUUGAAAAACUACGGAUUUGACGCCGUGUUUGUUGGAAUUGGUCUUCCAAAUCCGAAACGGGUUCACCCUUUCGAAGAUCUGACUGAAGACAUGGGAUUUUUUACUUCAAAGGACUUUCUCCCAAAAGUUGCACUUGCAAGCAAACCAGGCAUGUGUGCAUGCACUAGCAAAAAAACACUGCCUCAACUAUCUGGAAAGGUAAUCGUGCUUGGAGCUGGUGAUACGGCGUUCGAUUGUGCAACGUCCGCUCUCCGUUGCGGAGCUUCCAAGGUUUUUGUCGUAUUCCGUAAAGGAUUUACAAACAUUAGAGCCGUUCCGGAAGAGAUGGAUUUGGCUCGUGAAGAGAAAUGCGAGUUUAUGCCAUUCAUGGCUCCAAAAUCGGUGAAUAUGAAGUCGAACAAAAUUAUGGGUAUGGAAUUCUAUCGAACUGAGGUGAACGAUGAUGGCGAAUGGGUCGAAGACAAGGACCAAGUUUGUACUAUCAAGGCUAGUUAUAUCAUUUCAGCGUUUGGAUCCAGCCUGUGCGAUGAAGAGGUUCAAGCUGCUCUGCAACCUCUAAAAAUGAACAAAUAUGGCCGACCAGAAGUGAAUGAGAAAACCAUGCAAACAUCUGAAGAUUGGGUCUUUGCUGGAGGUGAUAUUGCUGGAGUUGCGGAAACGACUGUGGAAGCUGUCAAUGAUGGGAAAACGGCAUCUUGGAGUAUUCACCGUUAUCUUCAAGGAAAGUAUGGUGAGACCGUUCCCGAUGUCGCCCAAUUACCAAAGUUCUACACGCCAAUCGAUAUGGUCGACUUGAGUGUUGAAGUUUGUGGAAUGAAAUUUGAGAAUCCUUUCGGACUCGCGUCAGCCACUCCUUGCACGACAAGCCCCAUGCUUCGUCGCGCUUUCGAAGCCGGGUGGGGAUUUGCUGUGACCAAAACUUAUUCCCUUGACAAGGACUUGGUGACAAACGUUAGUCCACGCAUCGUUCGUGGUACUACUUCCGGUCAAGUUUUCGGCCCUGGACAAGGAGCUUUCCUCAACAUUGAGUUAAUCUCAGAAAAAACUGCGGCUUACUGGUGUCAAAGUGUGAAAGAGUUGAAAGCUGAUUUCCCCCAAAAGAUCAUUAUCGCGAGCAUAAUGUGCUCGUACAAUUGCAAGGAUUGGACGGAACUUGCAAAAAUGGCUGAGAAUUCGGGAGCUGAUGCGUUGGAGCUGAACUUGUCGUGUCCCCAUGGGAUGGGUGAGCGUGGGAUGGGGCUCGCCUGCGGUCAGGAUCCCGACCUCGUGAGAAAUAUUUGCCGCUGGGUUCGAGCAGCCAUUAAGAUUCCAUUCUUUGCCAAGCUCACUCCCAACGUUACGAACAUUGUGGAUAUUGCUCGUGCCGCGCAUGAAGGUCAUGCUGACGGGGUGACCGCAACAAACACGCUGUCCGGUCUGAUGGGUCUCAACGUUAGCGGAGAACCCUGGCCAGGCGUUGGUAGCGAGAAACGAACCACGUACGGAGGUGUUUCCGGAAAUGCUAUUCGUCCCGUGGCCCUUCGAGCUGUGUCUCAUAUUGCAAGGGCACUGCCAGGAUUCCCAAUUCUGGCCACGGGCGGUAUCGACUCGGCAGAGACGGCGUUGCAAUUUAUACAUUGUGGGGCGUCUGUUGUGCAGAUUUGCAGUGCCGUUCAAAACCAGGACUUCACCGUCGUUGAUGACUACAUCACCGGGCUGAAGGCUCUACUUUACUUGGACGCUGUUGGUUUAAAGGGUUGGAACGGGCAGUCUCCACCCACACCGAGACACCAAAAGGGUAAAGUCCUGACCAGUUAUUCAGCCAUUGAUAAGCAUUUGCCUUCAUUUGGAAAGUAUCUUUUGGAACGAGAACACUUAAUUGCUCAGGACAAAGAACAAACGACACUUGAGCAGCUAGAGAAGGGUUUAGAGAAGCGGAGUGUUUCGAAACCAAGCUCUGCCAUUUCUGGGAUUUGCGACAUGGUGGGCAAAGCCAUCCCAAGAAUUGGAACGUAUGGGGACCUGAACAAUAAGGAACAAGUUGUGGCUCUCAUUGAUGAUGAAAUGUGCAUAAACUGUGGUAAAUGUUAUAUGACUUGCAACGACUCUGGCUACCAAGCCAUUGAAUUCGGCAAGGACUCUCACUUUCCACUGGUCACUGAUGAAUGCACUGGAUGCACUUUGUGUCUUUCUGUGUGUCCCAUCAUUGAUUGCAUUACAAUGGUACCAAGGCCUACGGAAUAUGUACCGAAACGAGGAAUUCCUCCAGCUCAGAUGGCAAGUGCAUAAGAAUAAUAAUAAAAAUCUAAAGGAUAUUUUAUUCACGUUCAAUUUACUGAACCAUGUAAACAAUUUGUUUAGAUAAAUAAAUAAUUGUGUUGUGAUUAAAAAUUCUGA